GUCGCGUCUCUGAGAUAGCUUCAUAACCCGUCAUCAUUCCGCUGAGCUCAUCCCUGGCCUCAGAGCCAGCAGGAUAGCAUGUCCUAGUGGCAUCAGGGAUAUCCAUCAUCAUCAUCAUCAUUCAUAUCAUUCAUUCAUAUUCAUUUAAAAGCCCCCAAGAGGAGGCUAAAAGCUCGAAAAAUCAUCAAGAAUUGAGACAACCGACGCGAGGCGUCGGCGACCGCAAAACUUCAUGAAGAAUCAAUAAAGAAUCAACACAUCAAGGCGACGAAGAACCAACCCGUCAAAGCGACGAAUUUUCACCAACAACACAAAAAUGAAUCAAAUCAACGGCGCCAAUCAGGCGACUAACCUGCUCAACAAUACAAUCAUCCUCGAGACAAUUACCCUCGAUUCAAUCAGACCGCUAAAGGGACGCGAGAAUGUGGACCUGUGGGAGGACCACGUACGCUGGGUGCUUGAAGCUAGUUUCUGCGAAGACCUGAUCAACAAAGACAUCCCAAGACCUCUUCUGAAUGAAGACCGUAAUAGUGAUUACGCGCUUUGGGAUAAGGCAUCUAGGCGCAUUAAGGUGUGGCUAGGACUUAGCCUGGAUCCUACCAUUCAGAGAGAAGUUAAGGUUUCUGGCCUUCCCCAAGUGUACGCAGAUGAUUUCUACCACGCUAUUAUCACUUGCGUCAAAGGUGCCGCCAUCUGCCAAGCAACAGACUACUAUAUCCAGGCGACCCGCAUGAAACGUUCUGAUUACAACUCAGUCAAUCAAUACAUUCAAGAAUUCGUCAAUGCCGUCAAUGCCGCGAACCUGCGCCCUGCCACGAUCAUCAAACCUCUCUCUGCAACAAUGAUCUUGAUCGAUGGCCUAAAGGAUGACAUUCCCAUGUGGGCUGAAAAUACUCGACAUGAACUUUAUAAACGCAUCGAUAUUGACGAGCUCGCGGAAAAGGAAUUCCUUCGAUACUGCAAUGAAGCAAAGGAUCGAUGCCGAGAGCUUGAACGUGACCAUCUAAAGAUCAUGGUUGCUAAGGCACCUAGGGCUCGCCUACAGACGACUCGCAAGAAUUCACCCCCCAGAGACGUCAAGCAUUGGAAAUGGGUGCUUAAGUGGAUCAACUCAGAAAAGCAACGUGUCAAUGGAAAAUGCGCUUUUUGUGAAACUGGCGAGCAUGAUGCUAAAAGCUGCUAUUACCUAGUGCCCACUAUACGCCCUGGAUCCUGGACACCAAGGUCAGACAUGUGGUGCUAUAAAGCACAGAAAACUAAAGAAAAAUCGGCAUCUGAAUCCCACGUCAGAAUAGCCCAAUACACUAAAAAAGAAGCUUCGUCUGGAUCCGAUGAUGAUGCCUUCGAUAUGGGUGGCUUCACAGGCAUGGUUAGGGGCAUUGAUCAGGAAUCUGAUCAUAAAUCCAGGCCUAACUCGUGUGUGGCACCCACAACUUCUAAGUCUAAUCGACGUACUCCACCCUCGACAUUCAACCACAAGAGAAUCAACUACAAGAAGAAAAUUAAUGAUAUUCAAGAGGAAUUUCUCGCGCUUGGACGAUUGGAAGAACAUCAAGAUUUAAAGGAAUUACAGAAUCUGCUGAAAAGAAUCAGGGAUAUCGCCUACAACGGCCUGGGCAAUGUCAAUACCAAUGACCCCGUCAUGACCCCUACAGACUCUGACGAUUAUGACGAAAACGAUUGAACGAUUGAAUGACAUGAUGAUCACUAAUUGACCAAGGAUGAAUGAAUGAUUUGAUAUGCUUUAUGAUCAUGUACAAUAAUAGAAUUCCUAGAUAGAUGGAAAGCUCAGCGAAGGGGGGUAUGUUGGAGGUCGCUGCCUAGUUAGGCUUAGCGCCACCACUUGCCUUCUCUUCUCGCCUCGCGCAUCCUAGAUAGCUUCAUCAUCCAUCAUCAUUCCGC
Molecule: messenger RNA, 1902 nt
Organism: Penicilliopsis zonata CBS 506.65
Lineage: Eukaryota; Fungi; Ascomycota; Eurotiomycetes; Eurotiales; Aspergillaceae
Exons: 1
Coding region: 317-1684 (455 amino acids)
Source: RefSeq, a predicted model, not a curated record